Molecule: messenger RNA, 2140 nt
Organism: Closterium sp. Naga37s-1
Lineage: Eukaryota; Viridiplantae; Streptophyta; Zygnematophyceae; Desmidiales; Closteriaceae
Source: the annotation of a GenBank genome assembly
CACCGGUAAUGGAGUCAACGGAUUCACCCUCGAUCCGUCUCUAGGAGAGUUCAUCCUCACCCACCCUGACAUUCAGAUGCCCAAGACGGGGAAGAUUUACUCUGUGAAUGAAGGAAAUGCAAUGAACUGGGAUGAGCCAACCAGAAAGUUUGUGGAGUCCUGCAAGUUCCCAACUGAUGGAUCUGCACCCCGUUCCCUUCGCUACAUUGGAAGUAUGGUGGCGGAUGUGCACCGGACACUUCUGUAUGGUGGAAUUUUCUUGUACCCGGCUGAUAAGAAGAGUCCCAAUGGCAAACUGAGGGUGCUAUAUGAAGUCUUCCCCAUGUCUUUCUUGGUUGAGCAGGCAGGGGGUCAAGCUUUCACAGGAAAGCAACGUGUACCGGGUCCGAAUUCGGGGAAGCGGAGAGCUUACCAUCGUGGUGCCAUGGGAGCGAUGCGGACGCCGUCAAAGAAAGCGCCAGCAGGCCUCUUUCGUUUCGGCCUCAGAUUUGUGAUCCUCCUUUUCGUCGUCGUUAUGGUAGUCUUCAUCGCGGAGACCGGAAAACUCGCAGACAGACAACGAAAGUCGGAGUUUGAAGAGCUGCGAGAGCAGUCGCUGCGGAAAAUCCUGAGGCAGCACGAGAUGGAGAUCCAGGCAGCCAUUGACAAGAACAUUGGCUGGUUCUCUCACUACCUCUCCAGACUCCGUCUGUCGUCUCGUGCUGGGGCUGGAAGAGACGAGGACGACGACGAUGACACUAGCAGCGUGUCUUCGCACUCCGCCUCCGCUACAGACACCCUCGCUACUGGCACGUCUGGAGGGGACGUGCAUGGCGGGGAAGCAGCAGGAGGGGGAGGCGCUGGGGGAAUGGCGGGUGGUGCGGGGGAGAAUGGGAAAGGCGGUGGCGAGGGGCAAGGAGGGAAGCGGAAGAAAGGGAAGGAGCAGGACCUGUCGAAUGUGGGCAAUAUGGACAUGCCCAUGCACAAAGUGCACGGGGUCUUGGAACCCUGCCUCCCUCUGCUGCCCGAAGCCGACCUCUCGCACCUGCAGCUGCCCGAACCUCUCCCCGACACAGUAGUGAAGCGCCUUCGCUAUUAUCACAUGGACGAGGACGCAAUCGAAAUCGAGAGCACACUAGGUGCCAGACAGGGCCAGCUGGGGCGAACGGUCCAGUUGGACAUGUUCACAGGGAAGCAGACGAUGGGCGAGAGGGCUAAGAGCUUCCGGGUACAGGAGAGCAUGGAGGUGCACUGUGGGUUUGCGGGGCCCAACACGGGGUUUACGGUGGCAGAGGCGGACCAGCGGUGGCUCAAGCGGUGCCAGGUGGCGGUGGUGACGGCGAUAUUUGGGGGAGGUGACAUCCUGGUGCAGCCGAUCGGGAUGACACAGGAGUCUUUGGAGAAGGUGUGCUACGUGGCGUUUUGGGACGAUGUGACAGCAGCAGCGCAGGCGGAGGCAGGAGUGGUGCCAGAUGCAGGCACCAUGAGGGUGGGGCUGUGGCGCAUUGUGAUUGUCAAGGACCUGCCAUUUGUGGACCAGCGGAGAAAUGGAAAGAUCCCCAAGUGCUCCACUCACUUUUCCCAUCUCUCACCCUGCCCCCUGUGCCUCUGUGCCCCCCUGUGGCCCCUGCAUCCCCUGUGCAUGCCUCCUGUACCCCUGUUCCUCCCUCCUUAUACCCCAUGUCUGCCUACUCGCCGUGCACAUCCACUCACCAUUGCCAUUCAACAGAUCUUGACUCAUCGCCUCUUCCCGCGCGCCCGCUUCUCCAUCUGGGUCGACUCCAAGUACCAGUUCCGCCGCGACCCCCUCGGGGUGCUUGACACGCUGCUGUGGCGGCAGCAGCCGCGGGCAGAGUUUGCGAUAUCGGAGCACGGGGCAAGGAGCUGCAUCUAUGCGGAGGGGGAGGCGAUUGUGAGGAAGCACAAGGCUCAGCCGGAAGAGGUUGCAGUGCAGCUGAACCAGUAUCGCACCGAGGGGCUCCCGGUUAAUGCCACUUAUAAUGGGAAGAAAGGUGAGGGGAAGCAGAUGAUUGUGGUGGUUUGGAAGAAUGGGCUUCUUGUUGGAUAUUGGGGGGCAUGGGACAAGGAGUUGCAUCUAUGCAGAGGGGGAGGCGAUUGUGAGGAAGCUCAAGGUGCAACUGGAGGAGGGGCUCCCUGUUAA